AUUUGUCUUUUAAGGCUAUCACAUGUCAUGUGCAAUAUUAAAGUGAUAGUACUGGGGAAUAUUCCAAGGAUAAAAUCAGUGUUUACGUUGUCUGUUGCAUCAAAAAUGUUGUUGUUGGAGAUCUUGGCUAUAUAUAAUUGUGAUGAAAUGGAGCACAUAGUAGUAGAUAAUGGAGAUGGCAGUAGUACUGGGGUCAAUAUUGUCUUCCCAAAAUUAGAAGAGCUCCGUGUUUUUAACUGUAAGAAAUUGGAAUACAUAUUUGGAAACAUUAAUGCUAGUGAUCUUCAUAACUACCUUCAUCUUCCAGCUUUGAGAUCUCUCUAUCUUUCCGGUCUUCCAAGUUUAAUUGGCAUGGGUACCAAAAACUAUCACACAAUAUUGUCACACUUGGCGGAAAUUACAAUCGAUAGAUGCCCCAAGGUUGAUAAUAAAUCUAUUGGUGAUUUUGUUUAUUCAAUGUCAAAAUCUCAGGACAGUACAACCAUUAAGGAUUUGAGUGGAUAUGACUUGGAACCUCAUCUUGCUUUGCAACAACUCACGGCAAUAAACUCUGAAUUUCAAUGCAUCUUUUAUCUCGAUGAAAUAAAUGGACAACAAAGGAAAUUAGGAUUGAAAGAGAUUGAGUUGGAUAAUUUGGCUCAGAUGACAUACCUUUUUGUGGGUCCCAGAAAUUAUUUUUCCCUCCAAAACUUAUUGAAGAUAAAAAUUGUCCGAUGUGAAAAAUUGGAAAUCAUAUUCUCCACAUGUGUUUUAAAAUGUCUACCACAGUUGCAUCAUCUAAUAAUAGAUGAAUGUGAUAACUUGAAGUAUAUCAUUGAAGAUGAUGAUGUGGAGAAUAAAGAAAUAUUAAAUUGUCAUAUGUCUCCAAUUAGGACAUGCUUUCCAAAACUGAAAGCACUUGUUGUCAGGAAGUGUAACAAGUUGAACUAUGUAUUUCCAGCCUCCAUUUGCACAGAGCUACCUGAGUUACAGUUUCUCAUGAUACAAGAAGCAUGUAAGCUACAGAAAAUAUUUGGAGGAAGUGAAGAAAUUGAUCAAAAAGUUGGGAUUCCAAAUCUACGUAUUGUAGUAUUUGUCGAACUACCAAGCUUUUUCCAGGAAAUCCAAUCUCAAACUAUAAAACAUCGUUUUGUACACAAUUGUCAAAAACUCUCUUUGACUUCAACAUCAACUGACGUUUUAUCAACUCUCGAGUCCACUUGUGAUGAACAUAAAUUAGGUAUAAAUUAAUAAUGCAUAUCAUGCUGUUAUUGAAGGAAAUAUGAGAGGAACUAUAUAUGUAUUACUAAUGUUCUUUUUAUUUGUUUGAUAACAUUCACUAUAAAAAUUAUGUUUUGUUAC
Trifolium pratense (red clover) is the source of this 1341-nucleotide messenger RNA. RefSeq lists its product as uncharacterized. The transcript is spliced from 2 exons. The coding region runs from base 28 to 1230 and encodes 400 amino acids. The record is from RefSeq and is a predicted model, not a curated record. Lineage: Eukaryota; Viridiplantae; Streptophyta; Magnoliopsida; Fabales; Fabaceae.